ACCGACCACCCCAACAUGCGUGGGACUUUCAUUCUUUCUUUGCUUUCUGCGGCGCUGGGCGCCAGCGCUGCCAUUUCUCAGUCUAACCUCAAGACUCACGUCGAUGUGCUGGCACUCGACUACGCCUUUAACCCCGUCAAGGCGGCGUACUGGACUGGAUAUCCCCACCACCGUCGUACUCCCUUUGCGGUGUCGCCCGAUGGGAAAUCAGCGUAUAUUGCCUAUCUUGACUCCAGUGCCACAGAUGUUCAUGUGCAGCAGCUGGAUCCUACCACCUUUGCUGCUACUGGUACAACUGUGACCGUCUCUGGUGGAAAGGAAGCUGGAGGUCUUGUGGCUCACAAUGAUGGAUUUGCCCUUCUCACCAACGAGGCCAUGCCCUCUGGCACCACCAAUGCACCACCGAGCGAUACCCCUGUUCCCGUGCUCUACCGCUACACCUCAGGAAAACAGACAUGGAAGACUUGGCUGGGUGGACCGGGCGUACACGAGUCCGAAGGACUUUCCGCCUCUCCUGACAUGAACGGCGACCUCGUCUACUCCGAGAGUGCAGAGCUCUACGGUGCAUACUUUGUCGUCACUGAUUACUCCGGCGACGCAUCGGGCCAUUUCGGUGACAGUGUGGAGUACGUCUCGGCCAGCGGAAAAUUAGAGACAAUCACUGGUGCUAGUAGUGCAUGGGGUUGCAGCCACAACACCGGCAUUGCAUUCGAAGCAGCCGACGACGCCCCCUUCGCUGGUAUUUGCGCCGAAGAUCAGGGCGCGAUCUGGUUGAACACCAAGACGCAAGGGAUGUCUACCGACGGAGUCAAAAUUUCCAACGAGAACACUACAAACGGCGCAUCUGGUGAGCCUAUGGGUGGUAUGUCUGGUAGCUACAGUGCGUUGGCUCGGUUUGCCGAUACCACCAAGUAUAUCUUCGCCUGGGUUUCCCGCGGCGCGAUUGAUGUGACAGAGAACGCGUGGAUGGGAACGGGCUACACGAACGUGCAGAACCGCACGAACGGUCGCAAUGUUGCUAUAUCGCUUUUCUCUGAUAAGUAUACCAAGGUUGGUGCCGAGGCUACGUCUGAGGUCGGAACCGAGGAUGGAGAUAGCCAAGUCAACUGGGUGACCUCUGGAUCGAACGAUUGCUCAAAUGCUCACGCUGCCGCCUUUGGAAGUAGCAAUGCCCUCGUCACCUGGGAGGAAAUCUCGAACCCGACUUGUGACUUCAUUGCCAUGGGAUGUCGGGGUACCUUUGCUGGAACUUUCUUCCAGCAAGUCGACUCCACCGGCUCCAAGGUUGGUGAAGCUUUCAGCGUCGACGAUGUUUACAUUGCUGGUGACAUGGUGACUAUUUCAGAUGGUAGAAUCUGCUGGCCCUAUGUCAAUAUGACUUGGGACCUCUCACAGUCCAUUGAUGACUCUUCAUCCUCGGCGACUGGCAAAAAGAUGAGCAUUGCUUGCGUGGGCCUCGAUGGUACAAAUGAUUCCUCGACAACCACGGCUGCUAGUGUCACCACCAGCGCGACCGCAAAGGUCGCCAUUAGCGAGGGUGCCAGUGCAGCCAUCAAGGCCGCUUCGAGUGAGACAACGGUCAAAGCCCCAAGGCAGAGUUCUGAAGCCGCUUCAAGUGCAACCACCACCGAACUUGCAAGUCAAACUACCGAGCAAGCAGCCGAGAUUAUAAGUGGGAGCGUUGCCGUGAUCGGAGGCGGAUCUGGGAACACUUGGAGUAGUUCUGUGAUCGAAAUCGCAACGUCUGUUACUAGCUCCACGGCCAGUGACAUCGUGGAUGCGACCGCAAGUGGAUCAGACAGUGAAAUUCCGGCCGCGACUACUAUUUAUACACCCAACACCCCAAGUGGAGUUCCCGCGGUGAGCGAAGUCCCCACUGACACCCCGAGCGCCAUUCCAAGCAGUGUUGUUAGUGGAAUCGCUAGGGGUCACGGGCGGAAACAUGGCCACGGCUGGGGACACCAUGGCACGGAACACCACAGUUCAGGACACCACAGUUCGAAAUAUGAUGAGGUCCUUGAGAGCGAGCCCCAAGUCGGCGGGGCUUGCAAGUCCCAGUAG
Penicillium hordei is the source of this 2061-nucleotide messenger RNA. RefSeq lists its product as uncharacterized. NCBI's taxonomy places the organism in Eukaryota, Fungi, Ascomycota, Eurotiomycetes, Eurotiales, Aspergillaceae. The record is from RefSeq and is a predicted model, not a curated record. The transcript has 2 exons. Bases 16 to 2061 code for a protein of 681 amino acids.